Molecule: messenger RNA, 1308 nt
Organism: Toxotes jaculatrix (banded archerfish)
Lineage: Eukaryota; Metazoa; Chordata; Actinopteri; Toxotidae
Gene: fcf1
Product: FCF1 rRNA-processing protein
Exons: 8
Coding region: 95-688 (197 amino acids)
Cellular component (GO): small-subunit processome; nucleolus
Source: RefSeq, a predicted model, not a curated record
CUUUUGAUUACGUCACCAGUGAUCGCAUCGGUACACGAGGGGAACGGGAUCAAUUUUAGCAGAGCUACUGAGAUCUGUGUCUCACAUUUAAAGCAUGGGGAAGCAGAAAACAAAGAAGUUUGCUGCAAUGAAGCGAAUGAUCAAUCUGAAGGAUCAGAGAAUAAAAGAGAAAGACCGAGCUAAAGCAAAAGAGAAAAAGAAGAAAGAUCCAUCAGAGCUGAAGGAGAGAGAAGUGCCAAAGUACCCAUCGUGCCUGUUCUUCCAGUACAAUACUCAGCUUGGUCCACCGUACCACAUUCUAGUCGACACCAAUUUCAUCAACUUCUCCAUCAAGGCCAAACUGGACAUUGUUCAGUCUAUGAUGGAUUGUCUUUAUGCCAAAUGUAUCCCAUAUAUCACAGACUGUGUGAUGGCUGAGAUUGAAAAGCUUGGAAUGAAGUACAGAGUUGCGCUCAGGAUAGCCAAGGAUCCAAGGUUUGAGCGCCUGCCGUGCACACACAAAGGAACAUAUGCCGAUGACUGUUUAGUCCAAAGGGUUACACAGCACAAGUGUUACAUCCUGGCUACUGUGGACAGAGAUCUAAAGAGAAGAGUCAGGAAGAUCCCAGGAGUACCCAUCAUGUACAUCUCAAACCACAGGUAUAAUAUUGAACGGAUGCCUGAUGACUACGGUGCUCCAAGAUUUUAGUAUUUCUACAGCUGAGCUGGACUUGUAAAUGGACUGAAGUUUCCUGUGUAAUAUUAUUUUCCUUUUAUAUACAUUAAAAACUAUUAUUAGGUUUGGAAGUUUGAUUUGGUGAAGAUGGGAUAGGGGUGUGUUUGAUGUAACUGAAAAUUACUUAAUGUUGUUUUUCUCAUAAACAUUUUUGUUACAAGAAUAAAUGAAUUGUUGCAAUGCAUGUUCUAUUCAGCCUUCAGUUUCUUUCCAACACCCUACAUAUGCAGAGGCAAGAUGUUAAUUUAUUUUGAGAAAAAUAACCUAGGGUCAUUCGAGGUUCAUAUUUUACACUGUUGAGUGGGCCUUUAAAGCUUCUGUCUUCUUAAUUAUCCUAUUGUAUGGUCCUUCAAGCAACUACAGUGGAAAUAUGUUUUACUGCAUGUUUAUUUUUUUGUCCCUACAAUAAAGUUCAUUUAAAUGUAUAAUAGAAAUUACUGGGAAGAGAUGAAUGUAAAUGUAACAGUGUAGUUUGACAAAUUAAUCAUGAGCUAAAAGUGACACGAUCAGAGCAUGUUGGAUAUUCAGCUGAGGUUAAAAACAAUACUUUCUCACUCUUUGACAUGUAAAUAAACACGAUUGUUUUUAUUACC